Molecule: messenger RNA, 1590 nt
Organism: Protopolystoma xenopodis
Lineage: Eukaryota; Metazoa; Platyhelminthes; Monogenea; Polystomatidea; Polystomatidae
Source: the annotation of a GenBank genome assembly
AUGUUGCUUUCGUUAAUAUUGACCAUACACCUUUGGCAUUUCCAGCUGCUGGAGCCUGAUGCUCCAGAAUCCAGGUCUUCUUCACUCCUCUCUGCGAGCAGCUUGGGCCAACUGGCCGCCUGGUCGUCCACCGGCUUCGGAAUGGGCCUCCUUCCAGACCCAUCGAGGCCAGAUGAUUGUCGCGGCCUUGGACACGCCUGGCCCGGCCAAGGCAACACCAACACCAACCCUAGCAACGCCGGUUCCAUGAAUACACUUCGGCCUAUCCGGUACCGCAACUAUGCCCCGGCAACAAAUGAGUCUGUCGGUCUGGCCUCAUGGCCCUCGAGUCCCGUCGGUUCGCCUGCCCCCCAUACAGCCGUCUCCUGUCUUCUCGCCACCAGCGAGGCCCACUCAGCCGGCCAGACUCGAGACCUAUCAAUGUGCAGUCUGUACCGAGGCGAGCUGUCGAGCUCCCUCCUGGUCGGAAGCUCCGAUCAACCGGUACCUCACGAGGCUGAACUUCUGCCCGUCCCCCCUUUUGGUACUAUGCUCUCUUCCUCCUCCUCUUCCUCUUCAUCGUCGUCGUCGUCUUCAUCUUCUUCUUCGUCGUCGUCGUCGUCGUCGUUGUCGUCCUCCUCUUCCUCCUCCAUCUCGGCCUCCUCCCUGGCCGGACUGCCUAGCUACGAAGAGACGCGUCCGCUCCCCCUGCCUCCAUCAGGCCACAGCCUGCGCUCCAUCGUGGAGCUGGCCGAAGACGUUCCGGCAAGUCUCUGCUCGAUGCCUGGAUCCUCUUCCGCCUCAGCCUCGAAGGCGGCUUGUUGCGGGUUCACCUUCGCCCCACAGACACUGCCCUGCCGACCACCACCUUCGCCGAUCGCCAUGCCCUGCCCGCCCGCCCCGGACGUCACGGCCCGGUCGGAGGAGAUGAUGUCUCGUCUGCCCAUCGUCGGGCCUCCGUCGUCCGCGAGCUACCAUUUUGCAGGACACUCCUUCGCAUCGGAGCCGCCUCUACCGCCGCUUUCGGGGGGGCAGCUGACUUCUGACCAACUGCCCGCGCCCAACUUCCCGCCACCCUGCAGCCUGGCCCGGGGCUUCGUCUGCCCGGCCGACUCCGGCUCGUCCAGCCAUCCACACGUCGUGGCUCAACCACAUUACGCCCCACCGCUGCACCACUCCGGCCCACCCGAACAGCCCCCUCCACGAGCCCAAGCACCGCUUCUGCACCAGCAUCACUUGCCGCCUCAGCCUCAGCCUCAGCCUCAGCCUCAUCACCAGGCCUCAUUCUAUCUUGCCCCGCGGGUCUCGGGUCCGGCGACUCAGGCUCUGGCCGGCUCGGGCCACCCUGGAGCCCCCGACAGCUCUGGGGGCCCUCUCUUCCCGCAACACUCUGCUUCAUUAGCCCAGCUCGGUCUGCAGGCCCACAUGCUGGCGUCACAUUCGCAUGGACAUAUGCACGCUCAUCCGCAUGUCCACACACUUGGCACACCGUGUCACGUUGCGGGGACGCACUCGGGUCAUCCGCUCCACCGAGGACCUCCCUAUUUGGGACAUCUCACCGGCCAUCCAUAUCCGGGAUCCGGGUUAGUACAUUCUCAGACAUGGCAUUGA